AGUUACCCACUUCAAGCUAAGCAGCAGCCCAGUCAAAUAUUCAUCCUUACUGAUCUUAAGGUGUUCAUCAGACUGUCAUCCAUAUUUCUUUAAAGAUGUCCUACCCAACAAAUCUGUUUAAAAUUGGUGGUAAAGGAGGUUCACCAUUUUCAUUGACUGGUAAGAACAAUGGUUCCAGUUUAGAGAAGAUCGGGGUCUGGGUGGGAGGAUCUCAGGUGAAGGCUGUCAAAGUUUGGCUUUCAGAUGGCAGAAGGGAAACCUUUGGCGAACCAGCUGGACCGUAUCAGGAGUACACAUUCAAAACUGAUGAGUGUUUCACCUCACUGUCCCUCUGGGGGAAUGGAGCAGGAACACGUCUUGGAGCCAUCAAAUUCAAGACCAGUAAAGGAGGAGAAUUUCUUGCAAAAAUGACAAGCUGGGGUUUAAAACAAGAAUAUCCCAUAGAUAUCGGCUCUGGAUAUUGUUUGGGAGUUGUAGGAAGAUCUGGUGCAGAUAUUGACUGCAUGGGAUUCAUGUUUCUCAACGCAGUUCAAUCAACAGUCCUCACUAAUGUCAAAUAUCCCACAAUAAACCAACUGAUACCACAGGUGACCGUAGAAGAGAUCAAAUCAGUCACUUACAGAAAUGACUCCUCUGAAAAACAACAGGAAACGAUUGAAACCUCAAAAAAAGUGAUCAAAACAUCUUCAUGGUCGAUGAGUGUCAGCUUUACGGCAACAUUUAGUGUGGAAGUGAAGGCAGGGAUUCCAGAGGUUGUAGAAGCUUCUACAGGAUACAGUUUCAGUGUUGGAACAGAAAGCACUUACAGCCAUGAGUACACUGAUGAGAGAACCGAAACUCUGACUACCACUGUAGAUGUGCCACCAAGAAAGAAGGUGGAUGUUACCAUCACCAUCGGCAGAGCGACGUCUGACCUGCCUUACAGUGGCACAGUGAUCAUCACUUGCAAAAACGGCAGUGUGUUACAUUAUGAAACCAAGGGCCAAUACAAAGGCAUCACUUACACUGAUAUCAAAGUGAACACUAAAGAAUCUGAUCUUUAAUGUUAAGACAGAUUGUUCUUGGCUGGGCUUGAUCUGAUUUUACCAGCAAUGUAUCACUUUUAAUUGUUUUACUUUAGUUUGCAAGA
Carassius gibelio (silver crucian carp) is the source of this 1129-nucleotide messenger RNA. Its product is annotated as aerolysin-like protein. Gene Ontology annotation, cellular component: extracellular region. The coding region runs from base 96 to 1043 and encodes 315 amino acids. The transcript has 2 exons. The record is from RefSeq and is a predicted model, not a curated record. Lineage: Eukaryota; Metazoa; Chordata; Actinopteri; Cypriniformes; Cyprinidae.